Molecule: messenger RNA, 1728 nt
Organism: Beta vulgaris subsp. vulgaris (sugar beet)
Lineage: Eukaryota; Viridiplantae; Streptophyta; Magnoliopsida; Caryophyllales; Amaranthaceae
Product: monodehydroascorbate reductase
Exons: 10
Coding region: 116-1417 (433 amino acids)
Cellular component (GO): cytoplasm
Molecular function (GO): oxidoreductase activity, acting on NAD(P)H; flavin adenine dinucleotide binding
Source: RefSeq, a predicted model, not a curated record
CCCAUCUCCAAUUUUCCGCACUUCACAUUUUCUCUCUCAUCCUUCUUUCUCUGUCUAAAUUUGUUCGCUGUAGUAAACUGUUCGUAAUCUCAAUCAAUCGACGAAGUAUUCAUCAAUGGCGGAAAAACACUUUAAAUACGUCAUUCUUGGUGGUGGUGUUGCAGCUGGGUAUGCUGCUAGAGAAUUUACUAAACACGGCCUUCAACCAGGAGAGCUAGCUCUCAUUUCUAAAGAAGCGGUUGCUCCUUACGAGCGUCCAGCACUCAGCAAGGCCUACCUCUUUCCAGAGGGUACUGCUAGACUUCCGGGGUUCCAUGUUUGUGUUGGAAGUGGAGGCGAGCGCCUUGUUCCUGAUUGGUAUAAAGAAAAAGGAAUUGAAUUGGUCUUGAGCACAGAAAUUGUCAAAGCUGAUAUACAUUCCAAGUCUCUCACGAGUGCAACUGGACAAGUCUACAAAUUUGACACUUUGAUCAUUGCAACUGGUUCUACAGUCAUUAAAUUGACGGAUUUUGGCGUACAAGGAGCUGACGCAAAGAACAUCUUCUACCUCAGAGAAAUUGAUGAUGCUGACAAGCUUGUGGAAGCAAUUCAAGCUAAGAAGAACGGAAAAACUGUCGUGGUUGGUGGAGGUUACAUUGGUCUGGAGCUUAGUGCAGCACUGAGAGUUAACAAUUUGGACGUCAGCAUGGUUUACCCAGAACCCUGGUGCAUGCCUCGUCUUUUUACUGCUGACAUAGCCAAGUUUUAUGAGGGUUAUUACACCAAUAAGGGAGUCAAAAUCAUAAAAGGAACAGUAGCAAGUGGAUUUGGCUCCAAUGAUAACGGAGAGGUGACGGAGGUACAACUUAAGGAUGGUAGGGUGCUUGAAGCUGAUAUUGUGAUUGUUGGUGUUGGUGGAAGGCCUCUUACAACACUUUUCAAGGGACAGGUUCAAGAAGAGAAAGGAGGAAUCAAGACCGAUGCCUUCUUUAAAACAAGUGUCCCAGAUGUGUAUGCUGUUGGUGAUGUUGCCACCUUUCCAAUGAAAAUUUAUGGUGAUAUUAGAAGAGUUGAACACGUUGAUCAUGCCCGUAAAUCUGCUGAGCAGGCUGUGAAGGCCAUCAAAGCUAGCGAGGAAGGGAAGUCAAUUGAGGAAUAUGAUUACUUACCAUACUUCUAUUCUCGUUCGUUUGAUCUAUCCUGGCAAUUUUAUGGGGAUAAUGUGGGAGAGACUGUUAUCUUUGGCGAUAAUGACCCUGCAUCAUCGCCGCACAAGUUUGGUACAUACUGGAUAAAAGAUGGGAAGGUCGUUGGAGCAUUCCUUGAAAGUGGAACCCCGGAGGAAAACCAGGCCAUUGCUAAGGUUGCAAGAGCACAGCCUGCAGCUAGCUUAGAACAGUUGUCAAGCGAAGGGCUUGGUUUCGCCUCUAAGAUCUGAACAUGCUGAAAAUGUUUAAAGCUCGAAUGCUCAGUUAUGGUGGUUGUAUUCAUAUUCUGAUAAUCUCCAUUGUUAGGAAAUUUACAUCAUUCUGUGUGAUUUACUUCUGGAGACAUGCUGCUUAAUAAGUUCUUCACAUCUUCGAGUUGUUCGUGCAUAUUGUGCUUUGUAGUGUGUGGAUGACAUUGAGAAUUAAUACAGUGGUUAGAGAUGAUGAUCCUUUUUUUAAACUUUGUAAUUUGAGUAUAUCUCAUCACCAUUUGCUUACAAUCUGUAAUUUCAAUUUCAUCUGUAGUAAGGUUUUAAUGGCA